Drosophila simulans is the source of this 1018-nucleotide messenger RNA. RefSeq names its product dynein axonemal assembly factor 6 (gene Dnaaf6). The record is from RefSeq and is a predicted model, not a curated record. NCBI's taxonomy places the organism in Eukaryota, Metazoa, Arthropoda, Insecta, Diptera, Drosophilidae. Gene Ontology annotation, biological process: axonemal dynein complex assembly. Gene Ontology annotation, cellular component: cytoplasm. Gene Ontology annotation, molecular function: protein-folding chaperone binding; dynein intermediate chain binding. Bases 206 to 838 code for a protein of 210 amino acids. The transcript is spliced from 3 exons.
AGUGGGCCAAAAAAUAUGUAGUAGCCUGCAAUAUAGUUGCCAAGCUUGGGAAACAGACGGAUUUGUCGAUUUUCCCCAUUCGGUCGAACUUAGCCCAGCAGUGCUCAACCUGUCUAAAAGCUAAAGCUACAAAUUUAUUUAAACCUUGUAAAAUAGUGUGAGAUCCUGUGAUAUCCAUAAAGUGCAUUCAACCCACACAGUGAAAAUGUCGAUCUUUGACCAUCCCGAACAGCUGAAAAUGCUGCAGGGCCUUCUGAAUCCCAAUCAGAGAAGAGGCGGCAUUGACUACAGCAGUAGCGAGGAUGAGGAGGAGUCAAUGGUCGUCAAUAAGCUGAACCCUGGGACGAUUGGACGUCCUAAUGGGGAGGAUGGAACCGCUAAGGCUAAGAAGAAAAAGAAGCCCAAUCCUUUGUGCACUCCCUUGGUGGAGGAAGUGAAAAAACAGCCAGAGAGUCUGGAAGAAUGGCAAGAUCAGCAGGAGAAGGAAGACAUGGAUAUACUUGAAACGCGUAAGACUCCCGAGUAUACAAUGACCUAUCGCCAAGCAGUGGGCACUGAGGAUGUCUUCUUGCAGAUGGGCAAUCGCACUGGAUCCUCGGCCAGCUGUGAGGACCUCAUUUUGGAGGUUUCCCUGCCGGACGAGGAAAUGACUGCUGACAAGAUGACGCUCAGCUUGCAGGAAACUGAAUUGGAUUUGGGUACAUGUUUGUACCGCUUGCGAUUACCGCUUCCCCAUCCCGUCAAUGUGGAUCGUUGUCAUGCAAAAUAUGACAGUGAGCUGAAGAAACUACGGCUCACUUUGCGCCUGCAGCGCGAACUAGACUAUGUUAAUUUUUAAAAACCGACUAAAUAAUUCAUUUUUAAUUGCUUUCAUAUUACACAAUAGACACACACACAGUAUAAGAGUGUAAAAUUAUAGUCCCAAAAUUUUAACGUGUCUGAAAAAUUUGCCUGCAUCGUUUAUUUAGAAACAAGAUGUAUGUCUUUUAAUAUUAAAACAUUCUUAACCACCAACAGA